AUGACACCUGAAAGCAAUAUUGAGACUUCGACAACGGACGCGACUGUGGAGCAGAUAAGAAAGGAGGCGGCGCGUGUUUCUGCGCUGAAAAAACGCAGAAGAUGGCUCAAAGGCUUUUUGUGCUUGUUAGUACUUGUGAUCACGUGGGUUAUUACAGUACAAUUGGCCAAUAUGGUCAUGAAGGGAAGCGAUUAUGACCACCCGCUUUUCGUGGCUGCGAUCGACGGGAUGUUCUUUGUUAUUUUUGGUGGACGGAUGCCGUUCAGAGCCCUAAAGUACGGCUUUCGUAUCUUUUUCAGGCGGUUGCAUGUGCUUUUUGGCACAAGCGAGAGUGUUCCGCUACUGGAUCCGGACGAUACACGUGUAAGCUAUGGCAGUGGUGUUUCGGAUGACGAUUUUUCGUCGAAUAUCGAUAAAAUUGACGGGAAAACGGCAGUUGUGCACGUAAGAAGCGUGGAAAGUGAGCCCAAGCCACUUCGCACGGGAAAUAUCGUUACAAUGGGUGCGGUAAUCGCAUUUAUAUACUUCAUAAGUGGGGCGUGUGCCACCACAGCACUCAAAUACACGAGUGGCUCGAACGAGACAGUGCUAUCUACAACAUCCUCACUUUUUUCGUUGGUUCUUGGUGUUUUGUUCAGCGUGGAGAAGUUCACGUGGUCAAAACUCGCGGCCAUUGCCACCAGCAUAUGCGGAAUCUGCCUGGUGACGUUUCUGGACAAGACAACGUCAGAAAUGGUGAUGGGAGUGCUUGGAUUGGGAAGUGCGUCAUUGGAGGCCGUUUUAGGCAACUUUCUCUGCCUUCUGGCCGCGAUGGCAUAUUCGGGCUUCCUUGUGCUCAUGAAGUGGAUGCUUGGCAGACAGGAGAAGUCCAAAGAUUGCGAUGCAAUCAUGUACACGACGCUUGGAUUGAGCACAAUCGCAUUUGUGCCGCCUCUUCUAUUUCUUGCAGAUUUGUUCGGGGUGGAGGAGUUCAGCUUUCCCCAUGAUCCAAAAAUCUUUGCUGCAGUCUUUUUCUGUGGUCUUCUCAAUGCAGUUUCCGACUAUUGUGCAUCGGUUGCAUCUUUGCUCACCUCACCUUUGGUGACAUCACUUUCGCUUUCCACGGCGAUUCCGUUGUCGAUGAUAUGCGACUCGUUUUUCUUCCAAACGGUGCAUAUUUCGCCAUGGUAUUACGUUGGAAUUUUGAUGAUAUUCACAUCUUUUGUGUUCACAAGCGUCGAGGAUGAGAGCGAGCAAUAG
This is a messenger RNA of Brettanomyces bruxellensis, 1239 nucleotides long. RefSeq lists its product as uncharacterized. The record is from RefSeq and is a predicted model, not a curated record. Gene Ontology annotation, biological process: regulation of peptide transport. The coding region runs from base 1 to 1239 and encodes 412 amino acids. Gene Ontology annotation, cellular component: membrane. NCBI's taxonomy places the organism in Eukaryota, Fungi, Ascomycota, Pichiomycetes, Pichiales, Pichiaceae. The transcript has a single exon.